GCUGAUUAGAUAAGUUUAUCGCACGGGUACACAUCAAUCAUAAGUCAUUGUUCUUCUUUCGGACUAGCUAUAUAAAGAAGUCAGAAUUAUAAUUUGAACAUUCAACAUUCACCUUCCAUAGAAAGUACAUCUAGACUAAAGUAGUUAAUUUUUCACAAUGAUCAAAGGAUUCGUUCUCCUCGCACUUUUGGUGGCUGUUGCCAACUGUACCUACUACAAAGGUGGUUACGGUAAAGGAUACGGAGGUGGAUUCGGAGGUUAUGGUGGUGGAUACGGAGGUGGAUAUGGAGGUCUAGGUGGAUACGGAGGAGGAUACGGAGGUGGAUACGGAGGAAUCGGAGGUUAUGGAGGUGGAUACGGAGGAAUCGGAGGUUACGGAGGCGGAUACGGAGGACUUGGUGGAUAUGGAGGUCUAGGUGGAUACGGAGGAGGAUACGGGGGACUCGGUGGAUACGGAGGUGGAUACGGAGGAAUCGGAGGUUAUGGAGGUGGAUACGGAGGAAUCGGAGGUUACGGAGGCGGAUACGGAGGACUUGGUGGAUACGGAGGUGGAUUCGGUGGUUACGGAGGUGGUUACGGAAAAGGAUACGGAAAGGGACUGUACUAGACAACAUUUUGGUGGAACUUAUUGAAUAAAAUGUGAAUUCCAAAACCCAAAAGCCAGGACUAGGGAAAACAAAUGAAAACCGACCAAAUGCCAAAGACGUGACAAAAAAAACCCGACGUGGACACUUUCAUUUAUCAUUGCAUUUGCCAUUGUAAAUAAAACAUUUAUAACUUU
Mytilus trossulus (common blue mussel) is the source of this 781-nucleotide messenger RNA. Its product is annotated as keratin-associated protein 6-2-like. The coding region runs from base 158 to 607 and encodes 149 amino acids. The transcript has 4 exons. NCBI's taxonomy places the organism in Eukaryota, Metazoa, Mollusca, Bivalvia, Mytilida, Mytilidae. The record is from RefSeq and is a predicted model, not a curated record.